Molecule: messenger RNA, 555 nt
Organism: Phragmites australis (common reed)
Lineage: Eukaryota; Viridiplantae; Streptophyta; Magnoliopsida; Poales; Poaceae
Exons: 4
Coding region: 1-555 (184 amino acids)
Source: RefSeq, a predicted model, not a curated record
AUGGCUCACCUUUCAUCCAAGCAUCUUCUUCUUGCAGCUGCUGCUAUCUUGUGCAUGGUCAUGCCUUCCUGCAAAGCACAAGAUGCAGUUCAAAUCGUGGCAAGAGCAGCUCUUUGCUUUGAUAACCACACUGUGAUCAACAAUUGCCUGCAUCAAAUGGGGAUCAGCACCAACGGCGGCGGCGCGUCGGGCUUAGGCGUACUGGACAAGAUCCCGGUGAGCCCGAACGCCAGCGCGGUGCUGUGCAACACGCCGUGCUUCGCCCACAUGAUGCUGGUGACGGACUGCGUGGACGGCAUCCUGUCCAACUUCCAGGGAUACAGCUCCGGCCUCAUGCAGGGCAUCCGCGCCACCUUCCAGAUGUCAUGCGGCACUGGCAACGGCACCGCCGGCGAUGCGUCCGACCCUUCCGCCGCGGACCAUGGUGAUACAGUAGAAUGCGCAAAGAAUGGCAAUGCUGCGUCCGGCAAGGUGGCUCGAAAUGUGUCGGCAGGUGCCGCGGCUCCCGCGGCGAACGGUGCGGCCGGCGGACAUCACGUCGGCAACCUCCUAUAG